Molecule: messenger RNA, 2062 nt
Organism: Linum tenue
Lineage: Eukaryota; Viridiplantae; Streptophyta; Magnoliopsida; Malpighiales; Linaceae
Source: the annotation of a GenBank genome assembly
UGGGGAGGAGUCUCGUCGUGGACCGAUCGUGUAACAAAACGCUACGCCACCGACCAAUAGGUAAAACGUCUUCCGUUCACAAUUCAAUUGAAUAAUAUUAUUAUUAUUAACCAAAAUCUAAUAGAACAAGAACAGCAACGAGAAAUUAUAAAUCGAAAGUAGCAUCUUAUGGUUUUCUUAUAAACGUUUGGCUGAAUUGCUGCUGUGUUGUCUUUGAUUUCUAAUUCCCAUUUUGCCUCUCACGUCAACAUUCCUGUCUCCACCGACGAACCCAGAUUCCUUCCGAUUGAGACCCACAAGGCCAGGCAGCUCAAAUAUCGCAUCCGACGCGGAAAGUUGCAGACUUUACGUUGCUGUUUGGCUUUCAGCGAAGAGCCUUUUUUAUUCUUCUUUCCCAACUUGUGGAGAAGCGUGAUGAUGAUCUUUACCUGCUAACCUCGGUUGGUUCGUUGGAGAACGAAAGAAGAUGAUCGGAUUGAAGGAGAAGGUCUCCAAUCAGCUGUCUCGCUUAUUUGCCGAUUCGCCCAAUUCCUCUCCUUCUGAUUCCGUCGCCUCACGCCCUUCUCAUAAUUCUCAGGGCAGGACAGCUAGUCAAGGGGAAAAGUCAUUUUCUUCAUAUUUUUCAUUCACUUCCUUGAGCUUUCGAAAGUCUACGUCGGAAAAUGGCAAGGACCAGAAAAUUGAGUUGGCACCGGCUCCUUCACUUCCAGUAAGAUGGAGAGGUAGAGAGUUUGACCAUGAAGAGGAACCGAGAUAUCACGAAUGCCAGAAAGCUGGUGAACGUCAAACAACCAUAACUCUUGAUGAAAACGAGGAUUAUUCUUGUCGGACAAGCAGCAGUGACAGUGAUGUUUAUGAAGAAGCAUCUGAGCAGCAGAGUACUCCGAGGACACCACAUCUGAAAGAUGGGUCGGCGUUUAUAUCAUCAGACUUGUAUGAGUUCCUGAUGUCGUCCCUCCCUAACAUGGUGAAAGGGAAUGACUGGGUCUUGAUGUAUAGUACGAUGAAGCAUGGCACAUCUCUUCGCACGCUCAUUCGAAAGAGUGCUGACAUUUCUGGCCCAUGUUUACUGAUUACUGGAGAUAGAAAAGGUGCUGUUUUUGGUGGACUUCUGGACUGUCCAUUACAAGCCACUUCUAAGAGAAAAUAUCAAGGGACACACCAAUCAUUUGUAUUCACUACCAUAUAUGGUGAACCAAGGCUAUUCAGACCAACUGGCGCCAACCGCUAUUAUUACCUGUGUUUGGAUGACUUACUAGCACUUGGUGGUGGUGGCAACUUUGCUUUACGCUUGGAUGGAGACCUGUUAUAUGGAACUAGUGGUCCCUGUGAAACAUAUGGGAACUUAUGCUUAGCCCAUGAUCCAGAAUUCGAGUUGAAGCAUGUCGAGGUAAUUUGAAUUUCAUAAAUUUCUCCUGCUAUGCUAACAAUGAUCGACCUUUUCCACACAUGCCGCAAGAAGCAUUCACGCUGUUCUUGCUGGUGUGCUGAUAUUGGCCUUCGUGUUGGUUCUGCUACACCAUUCACUAUAUGAGAAACAAAUGAUGUCCAGUUGUCUAAUAUUAGCUUUGGGGAUUUAAAUACUCAUCAAAAUACUGAAGGGGCGUGACACAGCAAGUGAAUCGAUUGAAUGCUUCAGGUUGUUGAAGAGUGUGAUGUGAUCCUGUAAUUCUUUAUUCUUUUAGGGUUGACGAUGCUGUGUAAUUCCUUGUCGAAAUCAUUCAUUGUUAGGAAGCUACCAGGGAAGACGAAUAGUUAAUCUUAAGAGUAGGGGAAGGAGGAUCUUCAUUCAUAAUUAGCUCUGGUUCUAGUUUUGGAUUCAGUUGGUAGGGACAUAUGGUCAUAUUAAGCACUGGUUGGAAUUCCAACUCCAGUUUUGGAAAUUUGAAUUCAAGUAGUAGAGUAUAGCAGUUGCAUAGAUGUACAAUCCUUAUCCCGCGCGGAGUUGGGACGAAGGAGGGAGCGAUGCUCAGAAGCAGCAGCUAAUUUAACCAACCAAUAGUUAGAACUUAGAAGACAGAUCCCAUAUUGUUGCCCAAAUAAUAGGUGAACAUCAAGCCGA